Messenger RNA from Actinia tenebrosa (Australian red waratah sea anemone), 1924 nucleotides. RefSeq lists its product as uncharacterized. NCBI's taxonomy places the organism in Eukaryota, Metazoa, Cnidaria, Anthozoa, Actiniaria, Actiniidae. The record is from RefSeq and is a predicted model, not a curated record.
CUUUGAAUAGAUUUCGGACUUCUUUUCCGAUUUUCCUGUCUAGUUCUAUGUCAUCGUCUGCGGAUUUCAAGGUUCUCAACAAGCUAGACAAAUAAUCACCCAUAUUAAGAAACUUGCUUCUAUCUUCUACUUCAUUUACGACAAUUCAAUGUAAAGGUUUUGGUGGCUGUGUUUUACAAGCAGAAUUCGAUUUCUAAGAAAUUAAACACAUGCUAUUCUAGGAAAUGUUAUGGAUGGCCUCAUUCAGGAAUUAAUUACAUAAACAUGCGCAAUAGUUGCCCCUAGUUCUUGGAACUACUGGUUGGCAGCGUGUAGCCUUUGUUGGUUGUUCCGUGUAGAUUUGUUGUUUCUUUUUUUCCGUAGAAGUAAAUUGUAUUUUUAACCAUAAUAAGCAGCAUUAUGGAUGAAACAACAUUAUACACUCCUGUAAAACCUCGACAGCCUCCAUCGCCUAGUACUAUAGUGUUUCUUGUUGUGUUACUGCUGUUGGUUAUCCUCUGGCGUUACUGGCGUUACUUAUAUCCCUUUCUGGAUUAUGUUUUUACCAGACUUAUACGAGCAACAAGACUACGAGUUAUUUUGGUCAAGAGAUGUGACCAAUCAAGUACAUAUGAAAUCGAGAAUCAUAUUAAAAGCAGACUUAAGUCACGCGUGCGGUUCUUGGAGAAACCCUGGGACCGAGGUCUAGAUAAUGGAGAGCGACCUGUCAUUGUGUUUUGUGUCAUAUCUUCACGAAUUGGCACAGACAUCGAGAGCGCCAUGAGAGGAGUGCAUGGUAACAGUCGUGUCAUACUGGUGUUGCUGCACUGUAUUAUCAGCAGUUUUCUAAGAAGCGAUCUGUCUGAUGACGAAGAACUUCUGGAUGCCACAAUGAAAAACAGAAUGACAGGCAUCGCUCACUUUGCAUUCUCUGAGCGUGAGGGAGUGUACGACUGCAAACAGAACAGAGAUGGGCUCCAGAAGUUGGUUAAUCUUAUCAACUUUUUGAAUUGAAAGGCGUGAUCAUAGCGUAAAAUAUAGAAACAUCUCUUAGAAUUCUCUCGGAAGCGAGAAAAACAAGAAAAUAUAAAAGAAAUGUUACAAAUUUCAUUGAGAAAAAGUGUAAUUUCUCUAGUAUUUUCAUGAAGAUCUUGCAUCCAAGAUAAUUUUGAAAGAGGUGUCAGGCAACCUUCCUAGAACUGGCUUUGAUAGUUUAUAAGUAUCCAACUAGAAAAUAAUGUUCAUCUUAUAAUAUAAUAUAAUGUGUCGGGAUCGUCCUAUGGAAAACAAAUUGAAGGCCAGAAUACAUAUGCACAGCAACCUUAUACACCAUGCACCCAUCUUUUUAUAUCCGCCAGCUUUUAGGAUGAUUAUACUAUAUAGUGGCGAUAAGGUAAGGUAAUCGUUUUGCAUAUAACUAAAUAGUUCGUAGUUAGUAUCUAAGGCUAUUUUCAAUAUUAAAACAGUUAUGAAACGAAGUAAGUUUGGAAUAUCUAGGUGAUAAGUAUUUUAUAUACCGGGGCCAGGUCGGUAGUUGCGUAUUUAAGCAAGAAAAUUCUAGCUCGGUUGCGACCUCAUUUGCUAAGUUACGCAGAACUAGUCGGUGAUAAAAGGGUUUUUUGAUCCCACUCAUGCAGCCAGAAUUAUUUAACAGCUCAGUACACCUGCUUAAUCACAGCCUCGGCAAGAAUCGUGUCAAUUGUUAAGGUUAAUGGCUGUUUUAGUGGUGGUGAAAAUGAUCAGUACUAUUGAUGAACAGAACGAAUAAAAAAUUCUUUGGAAAACUGAAAACAAGUAAAAAGAUAGUGGUGACAAUAUACAAUAAUGUGGGAGUUUUGUAAAAUUAAUAUUGUAGUAAAAUAAUAUUUAUAAAUAUUGAUCUUUCAGUUUCAUAGGAUAAAGACAAAUAAAGAAGAACAGAAUGUUCAGUUAUAAAUCAUACUCA